This is a messenger RNA of Orbicella faveolata, 1821 nucleotides long. RefSeq lists its product as uncharacterized. Gene Ontology annotation, molecular function: oligosaccharide binding. NCBI's taxonomy places the organism in Eukaryota, Metazoa, Cnidaria, Anthozoa, Scleractinia, Merulinidae. The record is from RefSeq and is a predicted model, not a curated record.
CAAGGCUUUCAGUUUACAUUCGUGGAAGACAGCAGUGCGCAUUAUGAACAAUAGGGACAUAAUGUUGAUUGGUCAUUAUGAAAAGACGGGAAACUAAGAAUUGCUAUGCUUCUGAGUUGCUUCUAAAUUUCUUGUAAUAGCUAGCAAUUCUUUCGAGAUACCUUGACAUCAUGAAAAACAUUUAAUGCAGAGAUGUCUUUCGUUUGAGUAUAAUCGCACUAAGAGUGGUUAAUAUGAUCUUAGAGGCAGUUUUUUUCUUGUUUUUGUAUAACAUUGCUCCCAGCGUCUCCAGAACGCACGAAGAUACCUACUUCCCAGGAAACGUAACAGAAACGAUUUUCAAUGUGGAGUGGAUUACAUGUCUCCAAGCGUGCCACAACCAUCCUGAAUGCAUCUCGUACAACUACCAUAAAGACAACAACACAUGCGAGAUAAACUCCGAUGGCCUUAAGGAACAAUGCGACAGCAGGUCGAAGAUAUACUCAAGAGGUUGGACCUUCCAUCAGAUAAGACCCGUUCCGGAAGAGAAACCUGUACCAGAAUUAGGAGAUCAUCCUAGCACAGCAGCCGAGACUUGCGAAGAAAUCUUCAAUAAAAGGAGAAGUGCUCCGAGUGGUGCUUAUUACAUUAGGAUCGGUGACAAAGCACACUUGGUGUAUUGUAAAAUGGAAAAUACAACAUGCGGCGAAGGAGGCUGGGCACUAGUUAUGAAAAUAAACGGCAGUAAGACAACGUUUGCAUACUCCAGCCCUCUCUGGAAAAACAUAGAUUCCUACAAUGAAGAUGGAGGAAGAGAUUUCAGUGACACGGAAACAAAAGUUGGUCCUUUAUUUGGUUCGUUUACCUUCAAAAAAGGCUUAUGUGUUGGAAUGAAAAUUGGGGGUCAUACUAAAUGGUUAUUGCUAACCGAAAUAAAAAACACCAACUUAAUGGGUAUAUUUUCUCGAGAAGGUCCGGAGGGAUUCACUCUCGGUCGCUCGAAGUGGAAGUCGUUGAUUGAGGGAUCAUCUAUGCAUAAUUCAUGUACCACCCCCAAGGAAGGGUUUAACGUUCAUGCCUCCAAUGGAGCAGAUGGCGCUAAAGCUCGAAUAGGACUUAUAGGAUACAAGGACUGCGAAGGCGAACCCAUGUCACGGAUUGGGUUUGGAACCGAAGGAAGCAGCGGAGGAAUGGACACAAGCAACACGUGUGGAAACGAGGCUACAGCUAGCGCCGAUAACGGCAAUAAAACAAUUAAAGCAUUCUGUUAUAUCUUACUUAAAUAGUUCACAUCAUAAAAUACGGUAUUUUGAAAGUUAUGGGGUGUCUUGUACUUUGGAAGAAAUAGACCGAGCUAAAAACACCGUGAAGUAAAUCGCCUAUAUAGUCCUUAAAAAGCGCAAACAAAAUUAAUGCAGGAGCUCAACUACCCCAUAUUUCUGUCACGGCGUUUUCACAGAACGAUCUUUUUUUAGUUUGAAUUUACCGGGAAUUCAGACCCCCGCAGGAACCUAAGCGACCAAUCAUAGGCAAAGACUAAAUUUUUAACUGAAGUCAUCAUUUCACCGGAAGAUUAAGCCGACAUGUCCACCUGAGCGGGCCACCAUUUUUUUCUUACCGAUGCGCGGUCAAGUAGACCGGAACUGCAUGACCUAUUUUAUCGCGGGCAAAGAAGCCUAAAAUUAGAACGGUCUGUAAAAAUGCCGUGACAGAGGUUUAGUAUGGGAGUUGCACGCUCUCAGUGAAGGGUUCCUGCUUAAUGUUAUCUAAAUAAAUAAUGGUAAUAGGACUGAGUAGAGUCCAAUUCGGUCUGUAGUCAUACGCGUGACUAACAAAAUCGGA